This is a messenger RNA of Closterium sp. Naga37s-1, 552 nucleotides long. The record is from the annotation of a GenBank genome assembly. NCBI's taxonomy places the organism in Eukaryota, Viridiplantae, Streptophyta, Zygnematophyceae, Desmidiales, Closteriaceae.
AUGGCAUCUUGUAGGUCCACAGGCACUUACGUCGACGCAGUCCCACCACCUGGGACGAACGUCGUCAGUGGCCGAUGGCUCUACAAGGUGAAGCGGCCGCCUGGAUCACCACGUGUGUUCAAGGCGCGCUAUGUGGCGAGAGGCUUCACCCAGCACGACUACGAGUUGCACUCCUUGGACUUCUCCACCGCGUUCCUUCAGGGGAGCCUGCACGAGCAGAUCUGGCUGCGUCGCCCGCCUGGCUUCACUGGCUCUUUCCCACCUGGGACCCAGUGGCAGCUGCGUCGACCAGUCUACGGCCUGCGUCAGGCUCCACGUGAGUGGCACGACACACUUCGCUCGACCCUUGCAGCGCUUGACUUCUUUCCGUCGUCUGCUGACCCGUCACUGUUCGUUCGCUGUGGUUCGACCCCGUUCUUUGUCCUGGUCUACGUCGACGACCUGGUGUUCGCCACUCCCGACCGACGCGCGCUGGCCUCCGUGAAGGAGGAACUGCAGAGGAGACACACUUGCACUGACCUUGGUGAGCUGCAGCACUACCUUGGCCUGUAG